AGUUAACGCUAUAUAUAUGGACCAAAUAAACAUCCAAACCGAAACUUUAUUUUGUCGAGGCCACCCAAAAUCCAUCUCUCGGUAGCGUAUCCAGAUAAGGAAAGAGACAAGGGACAAAAAGCUAAGAGACCACUAUAAUGGCUGGAAAAAGCGAAGAAGGAGGCUUUCCUUCUGUUUCCUGAAAAACCUAUAUGAUGAAUGAACAUGAAAGCCGAGGAAGAGGAUGACCACGUCGAAAAAAAAAAAGAAAAAUAAACAACAAAACCCCACCGACGCUGAAUUUUCCAUUAUAAACAAAAACCUCCCCUAUAAAAUGCAAUUAUUUCCAUAAAAAAAUGCAAGAUCGAAACCCAAAUCAUCUAGACUCGACGUUGUCGCCCAAUGCUGACAACAAUCAUCCCCAACGAAAGUCCUUGCACCGACGAGCAAUCUCGGAGGUCCAAUUUUGCAUUCCUCAAGACUUGGAUCUCGCCCUCAUCGUCGAUGACCCCGCUUCUGCUACCUCAUUUGACGACCUUGGAUCCGAAGAUGAUCUCUUCUACACCUACAUGGACAAGGGGAGCCUUGACGCCACACAUGGCUCCCUUACCUUUGAUAGAAAAACUGAAAAUGGGGAGAAUCUGAAUUCUUACAGUAGUAGUGGCGGGCUCGAGGCAGGUAACAAGACUUCUUGUCUAAAAGGAAAGCAUCGACAAAGCAAUUCCAUUGAUGGGUCUUCCAUUGUAGAGUCCAUCGAGGCCAAGAAAGCUAUGGCUCCUGAUAAACUUGCUGAAUUGUGGAAUGUGGAUCCAAAACGAGCCAAAAGGAUCAUUGCGAAUCGCCAAUCCGCUGCACGUUCUAAAGAGAGGAAAGCUCGUUAUAUACUUGAACUUGAAAGGAAAGUGCAUACCUUUCAAACAAAUGCAACUACUCUUUCUACCCAACUCUCAUUAUUCCAGAGAGGUACAUCUGGUCUAACCAACGAGAAUACAGAGCUCAAGCUUCGGUUACAAGCCAUGGAACAACAGGCUCAAUUGCACGAUGCUGUGAAUGAUGCAUUGAGGAAGGAAGUAGAGAGGCUGAAGCUUGUAACCGGAGACAGAAUGACUCAAGUAGUGGAUCCUUUCUACAAUGGAGUGAACCAUCUCCCUCACAAUAAUCAUCAUCAACCAAAUUUCUUCCCAAUCCAACCGCAGCUUGGACAUGUAAUAAGCAACAUGAAUCAUGUUCCACAGUAUCAUCAUCCUUUCAUGCCCACUAAUAAUGUGCCAGCUUCACAUGGGCAUGCUGUAGCUGCUUCUGGGCCUAAUUAUGGACCUGGUUUCUCAGAGAUGUUGCCACACGAUCCAAUUGGGCGUCUCCAAGGGCUUGAUAUCAGUAGUGGAAACUAUGUUGUGGUAAAAUCUAAAGGUCCCUCUAUUUCUGCUAAUGAGAGCAGUAGUGGCUAGAGACAUCACAUAAUUCUUUCUAGUUUGUUGGCCCCCUUGCCCACUUUUUGACCUUGUACGGACCUUGAUGGCUAACCUAAUUUGACAUUUAAUUUACAUUUGUGUAAUUAAUGUAAUAUAUACUAGUUUUCUACCC
Linum tenue is the source of this 1563-nucleotide messenger RNA. Lineage: Eukaryota; Viridiplantae; Streptophyta; Magnoliopsida; Malpighiales; Linaceae. The record is from the annotation of a GenBank genome assembly.